Phaethon lepturus (White-tailed tropicbird) is the source of this 1129-nucleotide messenger RNA. It is a transcript of the gene EAPP, whose product is annotated as E2F-associated phosphoprotein. The annotation marks the transcript as partial. Gene Ontology annotation, biological process: positive regulation of cell population proliferation. Lineage: Eukaryota; Metazoa; Chordata; Aves; Phaethontiformes; Phaethontidae. The transcript is spliced from 5 exons. The record is from RefSeq and is a predicted model, not a curated record. Gene Ontology annotation, cellular component: nucleus.
CUCAGAAGAUGAGGUGGACGUACUCCUACAUGGCACUCCUGACCAGAAGCGGAAGCUGAUACGGGAGUGCCUGACUGGGGAGAGCGAGUCUUCCAGUGAUGAUGAGUUCCAAAAGGAGAUGGAAGCGGAACUGAACACCACCAUGAGAAUUAUGGAAGGCAAAUGGACGUCACCAGAAAUGGGUACUUCCUCAAGUACUGGGCAGACUGGACCUGCCGCCACUUCAAAAUACUAUGAUGACAUUUACUUUGAUUCUGAUUCAGAGGAUGAAGAUAAAAUAGUUACACAGGAUGUCCGGGAAAACAGAAAACAUCAGCAACGUCGGAUUCUUUCCAAUGAUGAACUGCUAUAUGACCCAGAAGAAGACAGUCGAGACCAAGAGUGGGUAGACUCACAGAGGAGGGGGUACCGUAAUCAAAGAAGAGUGCUGCAGCAGCAGCAGGCAAAACCUUCAGCUGUUCCAAAUAGUGAUGCUGUUCUGAAUUGCCCUGCUUGCAUGACAACAUUAUGCCUGGACUGUCAGAGACAUGAAUCUUACAAAACACAAUACAGAGCAAUGUUUGUGAUGAACUGCAUUGUUAACAAAGAGGAAAUUCUGAAAUACAGAAAGAAGCCAAAGAAAAGAAGUAAGAAAAUGAAGCACAGCAAAGAAACUACCUCUAUACAAUCAAAUCAAGAAGAGGAGGAAGUGUAUCAUCCAGUAUUAUGUACUGAAUGCUCAACUGAAGUGGCAGUAAUGGAUAAAGAUGAAGUUUUUCAUUUCUUCAAUGUUCUAGCCAGCCACUGCUAAUGUGCAAAAACAGGAGAAAAAAAUCCUGCACUGUUUGAGACUGUGUGAAGUAUCAGAAAUGCAGGCAUAUUAUCCCUUUUUAAAUAUGGUCUUUUAAAUGUACAUUUUCAUCAGAGAACUUUGUAAUGGUUGUAUUUUUGCAAAGUUUAUGAAUACAGUUAACUGCAUGCAUUUGAGAGCAAUAUUCUUUCACAGAGUCAGGUGGUUGUGUCAUUGAGGAUUUAAAAUUUUGUAAAUAUAAUGUAAGAUCUGUGUAUUAUGAUCAUUCCCUGUAAUAUAUACUACCCAUUAUCUCAAUAUGUAUUAGAACUGCUGCUUAGAAUAAAUACUGUAUAGUAA